Molecule: messenger RNA, 4104 nt
Organism: Aspergillus steynii IBT 23096
Lineage: Eukaryota; Fungi; Ascomycota; Eurotiomycetes; Eurotiales; Aspergillaceae
Product: DUF3433 domain-containing protein
Exons: 1
Coding region: 1-4095 (1364 amino acids)
Source: RefSeq, a predicted model, not a curated record
AUGCGUUUUACGUCUAUCUUCGGGAAGACUGAGCCUGAGCAUCCCGAAUGGAUCCCACCGAUGUUAAGAUGGUUUGCCCUGAUUUCCCUGGCCGUGUCUGCCUCCGGGAUCAUCGCCGCUCUGGAGAUCCUGCGCCAUUUUACCGUCGUGCGUGUCUUGUCGCCGAACAAUGAGGGCAUCCUGUUCGCUACCAGGUAUUUGCCAACUCUGGCUAUCAUCGCGCUUGGAUACCUCGUCAAAGGGGUGGCCUCGGAUCUGAAGAAGGUUACCCCAUGGGCCAACAUGAGCGGGAAGUGGGCCACUAGCAGCCGUUCGGUCCUCCUGGACUAUGUCAAUGCAAUGGAAAUCGUCGCCGUGUUUUCGGCCCUGCGCAGAAAGGACUGGGCAGUAUUCGUGGGACUCGUGUGUGCUUUCAUCUGCGGCGCACUCGUACCUCUCGCCAACGCCGUCGCGUAUGUGGACUUAUUCGCCCCCCGCAAUAUAACAGCAACGUCCAACCAAACAUCGGCUUUCCAGUUUGACAAUUCACCCCUGGUGAUGGCAAAUGACUCUUUGACAAUCCCGUGGAACUCAACUGGGAUGGAGCCAUACGCUCGGGCAAUCUCACAGCGCCUUGGAAGCGCGCCUCGCACUCUGUGGACAACCGAAAAUUAUGUUUUCGACCAGUUUUCCGUGCCCAGUAUAGCCAAUGCCACUGCCACUGCCGAAGUGAAUGCUAUCUCUGCGCUCUUGGACUGCCAACAGCUUCGGUACAGCCCUACCAACCGCAGCAGUACCUUCGCCGCAAACCCAGAUGACCUGAAAGCUGCUGGGUGCAACAUGCCGCUCGAAAUUGCAACUCGCGCCUCUGGAGACCAGUCCUCUGCCUGGCUCAACAUCACGCAGUGCUCCGACCACGAAGAUCGUGACACGCAAAUCUUGGCAAUCUACGUUUCUAAUUCUCCUCAGCUGAAUGGAAGUGCGUCUGCCGGCAAUCUUUCAAUGGCAGGGCUCAUCUGUUCGCCGAAAUUUACCAGUCAGCGAGCCAGCCUGUCUGUGAAUAGCACAACCUCUGAAAUUACGGCGUUUUCGAUGUUGUCAGAGCCGCAGCCUCUUGAUAUCAAGACCAGCACGGAAGCCCUAUGGCUUUACCUGCGCAAUCCAUUGGAUUCGGAAACGCAGAAAAUCUUUGGCAAAGCGCAGCUGGACGGCGUAAGAGGGACGUAUAACCCAGGAACUAGGCCAGUGGCCAAUAUGCCGAACAUAACGUCUGCCAUAGUCUGGACUGAAGGACCGCGGGAUCCGUUCAUGCAGGUGGCGCUGGAUGGAUAUCCCGAGAAGGCUCCUAUCGAGCAUGACGUCUUUGAAGGCAAAGUCACACAAUUUGCAGGCAUAGUGUGGGCGGAGCUCCUGAGCUUCCUGGCACGUAGUGAAGCUUCGAAUGAAAUACCGGUCAGCAUCGCCCUUACCGACGAGAGAGUCCUACUAAGGACUCCGGUGGUAAGGACGGUUCAAGCUUUGCUGGGCGUUCUAGGCGUCCUGGCGAUCGUCUUCGCACUCCAACUUCGGCCCAAAACCGUACUUGGGGAGGAUCCGGGCUCAUUGGCUGCUGGAAGUGUUAUACUCUCUGCGUCAAGCGCAGCCGUUGAAAAGGAGAUGGCAAGGCAUGCCCUGUCGUCGACACAGUCCAUGACGACCAGUCUGUCUAGUACCCGAUUUAUGCUUCGGCAACGGAACGCCGGACAGCGUCCCGCAGUCACGAUCGACAUGACUAAAGCUCCUGUGGGACAGGAACCGGUGGAAAUGGUGGAUCUGAACGGGCAGAACCUCGGGGAAGCCGCCUAUGAGCGCGCGCCAGAAGAUCCGGACCAGGACUCGUCACUGGGCAAGGGUGCUGAGUUAGACGGCUGGAGGCCCUUGCCAUUGCGCAUCGCAUCUAAGGUCGCUCUCGGGGUAGCGGUUGUGGUGGUGAUGAUCGGCUUGGGGAUCAUGCUAUGGCUUUCGGGCACACACGAUGGAAUCUGUGUGGAUACGCAGGUGUCGUCUGCCGCUUUAACGCUGUCCACAUCCACGGUUCUCGUGCUUUUUGGGUAUUCAUUCGCCGGUGUGGAUGCUGCAGCGCAAGCGCAGGCACCUUUCAAUAUCUUGCGGAGAAGGCCCAACGAUCAAGCCAUCUUCACGGACGAUUUAACUCUCCUUGGACGGCUCUCCGGUCUAGGGUCUACAUGGAUGAACACCACGCUAUACGCCUCCGCGGCUGCCUAUAUCUUGAUCAUUCCGGCCAUGAAACUCGUCGCAGCAGGGCUUUUCUCUCCAUUAAACACGGGGGUGGUCGACCUCAUAAGCGUGCAAAUUGAUACCAGCAUAACUACACACCUGGGAAAUAUGCUGAAAAACAGUUCCGAUACCCCGAUCACGAUAGCACCUGUUGUCAAGCGGGCUUGUGAUUUUGCUGAGUGGGAAACUAAUCCCGUCUUCGGCCUGCGUCCCCGGCCAGGCAUCGUUGGCAAUCUUGUCUUGGAUAAUCUGACAGCCGUCGUCGAUGUCAAGAACAACAUCCCUGGCAGUGUGAUUGAAGCCCGCGUUCCCGCCAUCGCAGUUGAUAUACAAUGCGAACCUAUCCCCUCUUCAGAUUUCAAUAUGUCACUACGCCGUGCCGGCCGUCCCGGCGAUGGGGAAAGCAUGACAUUUACCUGGACAUGCACAACCGAGCGCUGCUCUGGCCGACACUUCUCCGCUGACCCCCUUGGGACCGAAAUUCCAUCUUAUUCCGGACAGGUCAGUUUGGACUGGCCGAGUGAAUGGGCUCGUCACGGAUCUGAAUCGCAGGGUCUACCAGCGUCCGGAACGGAUUAUUCAGUGUUCAUAGCUGAUCUCACAUCUCUGGGAGGCUCCAUCCACUCUUUCAGAAACAUGACGCCAAUACCCAUCGCGGGUGAUGGAAUUUUGGCCACGCCGAAUACCCUAAACGUUACGCUGCCUCCUGUGGUAGCGACUACUUGCAGGAGGAACCUUACCAUCGUUAAUGUGAACGCUACAUUCACUAGGCCGACCCCAGUCGCCCUUGAAACCGGAGCGCCCUUAUCCCCAUGGAGGCCUGUCUCGGUUGAUCUCGAGUCCAUCCAAUACGCUCGGCCUUAUCCCGAUGUCCAGCCGGAGUAUUUCCAGCCUCCGAAGGUGGAGAUGGACAUGUUUGGACAAACCUAUGACGAUAGUUUGGUCGAUGGGAUACUAUGGAGCAACUCACUUUGGCCGGCUCGAGGAAGCAGCCGAAACUUCUUCGAGUUGCUGGCCGCAGACGCGCAGCACAGAGUUGGAAACCUGUCUCGGCUUCUCACUCCCGAUGGACUGACAGACUCAGCAAAACACAUGUACACGGCGUACUGCACUCAGAUUCUCUCAGAGCUCCGCACCGUCGCAAGUAAUACCUCAUUGUCCCCGUCCGCCAACCAGACCAUCCCCGCGAGGCUAUUCCACUCCCAACUCCGCGUCCAUCAGGAUCCCCGAACCACGUAUAUCCUCCUCGCGCUUCUAGGAACCGUAGCCUGCUUUGCGCUGUUGGUCUUUUGUCACUUCCCCGAUGACGCCAUCCUCCCCAAAGAGCCUGGCUCCAUCGCGUCCAGACUCUCCCUACUUGCCGACAGCAUACUAGUGAGACAGCUGCGGCAGGAGCAAGUGUCCGACGUGAACGAGUUACGCAAGUGGCGCGAGCCCGCGGCGCUUGGAUGGUGGCGCGAUGGGCCCAUUGCAGCUUCGGAUACGCCGAACAAUUCCUCGACACCGGCGUGGAGGUGGGGAGUCGAUAUCGGGCGAGAUGUUACACUGCAGAGCUGGAAAGAUCCCCCACUCUCUCCUUCUCCUUCUCCUCCUCCCCCUGCUAUUUCUUCUACUUCCCCCUCCCGAAGCUCUGUGAGGUCUGAGCCAAUACUUCCUGGGCUUCCUUUCCAGCCCGGAGAGGAUGAGGGGCCCUCCACGUCAACGCACAGUCCGCGGAGCUCUGUCAGCAGAAUUGACGGUGGGCGCCGAGGGCAUCCCAGCGCAUUCGCCGUUUGGAUGGGGCAUGAUUCUCGUUCAACUCUGUUAAACAGCGAGCAAGAACUUGGUGAUAGGAGAUGAUAACUGAAC